Rosa chinensis is the source of this 1137-nucleotide messenger RNA. RefSeq lists its product as uncharacterized. The coding region runs from base 252 to 647 and encodes 131 amino acids. The record is from RefSeq and is a predicted model, not a curated record. NCBI's taxonomy places the organism in Eukaryota, Viridiplantae, Streptophyta, Magnoliopsida, Rosales, Rosaceae. The transcript is spliced from 4 exons.
UGGAAACCGACCACCCUAACUAUGGCCCAGUCUAUCACACCGAGAAAUUCGCGCGCAACCUAACGCUCAGAUUCGGCGCGUGGAUGUUACACGCUUCUUCCUCCAACUCCGUCGUCCCUUCCUCCACAUUCUUUGUCCGCUGAUUAAUUAAGGGGGAACUCCAUGAUACCUAUGGCUUAUAAGCAGGUUUAUGCUCAUUAUCAGGCAAGGCUGGCGGGAAUGGUGUCCAUGUUGCCAUAGUUGUCCCUUCUAUGAAGGCACAACUGUUGAGGAACCAAAACAAAGAUGUGCAGGACAUCUCUACCUUUGGCUUAUACUUUCACGUUGUUCUCCAGAACCCCAAACCUUCUCUUGCUCAAUUUAUCAAAAGGCUCAAGAGACAGAUCAGACAGAGUCCAAGCUAUGUACAAAACUUUUCAGAGCAUGUGAAAGCUGGAGCUAAUGGAUCUCUGUUCCUUCGAGAAAGCUGUGAGUUUUUCAUAGCAAAAGAAGUUGAUUGUUCUCUAGCCACCACCACACGGCUAGAGAAUAUUGAACGAGAUGAAAAAUAUCAAGUUUUCUCUGAUUCGGAUCUUGAAUAUGAGAGUAAUGAUCAUGAAGCUCCCGACAGUAGUCCAAGCUCAUCAGCUACCUUUGAAUGUCUGUAAUUCCAUCGACAGCCAAGCAAUGUCAUUCCUCUCAAUAUCUUAUCAGAACAAGAUUCUUGGAAAUUGUUUGUGAGAAAUGCAAGGUCUUUUGAAUCGACCAUUUUUGAGGUUGUAGUGAGGAAGGUAGCCAGAGAAUGUAGGGGCCUACCCAUUGCACUGAUAGCAGCUGCAACCUGCAAGGGCACUUGGACAUAAAGAUCUGGUGGAAUGGCAAAAAGCAGCUCAACAAUUAGAGAAGUCGCAAAUUGCGAACUCUGACCAUGAUGAAGAUGCUUUCGAAUGUAUAAAAUUAAGCUAUGAUUACUUGAAAGAUGAGGACUACAAGUCAUGCUUCUUGCUGUGUUCCCUAUUUCCAGAAGAUUAUAACAUCCCAAUAGUUUGUGCUUGCUUAUAUUUAUUGACACUGCCUGGCCAUAUUUGCCAGGCUUAACAAUCUGUUGAAGCUAAAAGCAUUACUUCCAGUUUAAUAUACUAUGAUUGCUAGGCUUAA